This is a messenger RNA of Culex pipiens pallens (northern house mosquito), 1621 nucleotides long. RefSeq lists its product as uncharacterized. Lineage: Eukaryota; Metazoa; Arthropoda; Insecta; Diptera; Culicidae. The coding region runs from base 76 to 1563 and encodes 495 amino acids. The record is from RefSeq and is a predicted model, not a curated record. The transcript has a single exon.
GAUACGUCGCAACACUUUCGCUUGCAAUUAUUAUUUACGCGUAUUCCGAAACAGAAACUCCGUUUUUUGCCAAAAAUGCUGAAACUGAAAAACAAGCUACGAAACAAGUUCAAAUCGGCGAAAAUCGAGUGCCUCCCGGAUGACUUCAGCGUCAUUUCGUACGACGUGCAGUCGGAAUCGUCGCCGGCACCGGCGCCAACGGCUUCCGACGGCAGCAAUGACGAUGGAUACGGAGCGCCACCGGGAAGCUACAACGGGGAUUCCAGCAGCCCGAGCCCCAACGACGGACGAACGUCGGGAUCUUCGAUGAACUACAACUGCUGCUACAAUUACAACUUUAACAUCAACUACAACUUUUCCCCGCCGCCCCACGGAUGCCACGACGGACGGGGUAACGACGACGAGGAGGAAAUCUUCGAAGAGGAGUGGCUCCGAAUGUUCGACAGCAACAGCAAUCUGGUGUCGGAAAGCUCGGCGGAACCCACGAAGAAAGCGAACAAAGCGGCACCGACGAGAAAAGUACGACCGGCUUCAACGGAGCGAAGCAAGCGGAGCACUUCCAGCAUGUCAUCCAAAGUGACUCCGUCCGGAAAUCCCCGGCUGAUGAAGGCUACCAUGAAGGCACCACGCUGUCUGUCCACCAGCGACCUAUCGACGUACAAAGGAAGUGCAUUCAGUGAAGACUGCGAAAGCAUCUGCAGCCGGCUGAAUUCGGUCAAGAUCACCGAGAUGCUUGACCAGAAGGGAGCUAACCUUACCGAUCACGAUCGACGUAUACUACACUGCAUGGUGCUCAAGCGCAUCAAGGAGAUCGAACGACUCGAGGAAUCCGUCCUGGCGAAGCAGUGCUGGGAACAGGAGAAGCUCUACCGCAAGACGCUGCUGGACGAGCAAGAACGCAACUACAAGAAAGCGAUACGACAAAAGCGAACCAUCGAACAGAUCGAAAUCCGAAACCGCAAGCAGCGCCUGGAACGACUCGAGCAGCAACAGAUCGAGCGAAUCCAGAACGAAAUCAGCGAGAAAGAUAUCCGCUCGAGCAGCCUGCUCAAAACGCUCGUCAUCCAGAAGGGCAUCAAGGAGUGCGAGAAGAAAAACCGCGAACUCAAACGCAUCGAGGACGCCACCAUCAACCAGGAGGAAAAGAUCCUCGACAAAGACAUCUGGCGCCAGUCGCUCGUGGACCACCUCGAAGAACGCGUCCAGCGAGCGGACGUCCUCCGGCAUCGCGUGCUCGAGGUCAACAAACGCCGCAUCAAGAUCGACAAUCAGCUCGAGAAGCGCAUGCACGCCCACAACCUGAAGCAGACGCUCGAGCAGGAAAAGUACAAGCUGGUGCAGCUGCAGGAGCGAAUCAUGGCGCGCGAAUCGCGCUACGAAAAGUUCAAAGCCAGCAAGAAGCGGAUCUUCGAUCAGCUGAAAAGCCGGGCGAAAACGACGGCCGCGCUGCGCGACAUGGUCAAGCACUCGAUCAGUCCGGACACGUGCGGGAAGGUCGCAAUCAAGGUCGGGCCGGGUUCCGCGCACCAGCACCGAGUUAUCGACGUGGUGCAGGUCAAGUGAGGCGCAGCAGAAGCGGUAGUAGACGGGACGAGUUCUCGCCUACUUUGGUAGAUUGUAA